AUGAAAGAGAUCUCAAUAGUGAUUCUUCUUUCCUAUGUGCUUCAUCUGAAUUUAUUUUCUCUGGUCUCAGGUGAUUUUGCGAUCCUGUUGCACUGUGGUUUGUCGGUCAAGCGGGCUCUGCUGCUGAACGUGGGCAGCUCUCUCACCUCCUUCGUCGGUCUGUACAUCGCACUGUCCGUCUCCACGGAAACGCUUGCUAAGGAGUGGAUUUCGGCUGUCACCGCCGGCCUCUUUCUGUACGUGGGUCUUGCAGACAUGCUUCCUUCCCUGGUUCAUGUGGACACUAAAAGACCUUGGCUGAUAUUUUUCCUGCAGAAUCUGGGACUUUUGAGCGGUUGGGGCAUUUUGCUGCUCUUGUCCUUUUAUGAAGACCAAAUAGGGCUGUGAAUAGGGAGCAUUUGUUUUUAUUUGUGCCUUGUUCCUAUAUAUCUGUCUGUGUAACUGCUGGAACAUAAGAUAUAUGUGCAAUCAGAGCAGCCCUAUGUGUUUUCAUGUGGAAUAUUUUUAGUGUUUUUAAAUUACACUUAAAUGGAAAAGCCUGCCGUUUAAAAUCAACUUUGUGCACCUUAAGGCAAAG
Messenger RNA from Sinocyclocheilus grahami, 577 nucleotides. Its product is annotated as zinc transporter ZIP4-like. The coding region runs from base 1 to 387 and encodes 128 amino acids. Gene Ontology annotation, biological process: zinc ion import across plasma membrane; intracellular monoatomic cation homeostasis. Gene Ontology annotation, molecular function: zinc ion transmembrane transporter activity; monoatomic cation:bicarbonate symporter activity. Gene Ontology annotation, cellular component: plasma membrane. The transcript has 2 exons. The record is from RefSeq and is a predicted model, not a curated record. NCBI's taxonomy places the organism in Eukaryota, Metazoa, Chordata, Actinopteri, Cypriniformes, Cyprinidae.